AUGGACUUUCCAUCGAAGGCGCACGAGGCGUUCAUCGACAGAUUCGAGAGCGCGUUCCUCCAGGCUUCAGGCGAUGGCGGUGAGGUGGCCCCGCGUGGCUCGUUCACGGCUUCACGAGGCCGCGGUAUCAAGACGAAGCAGGCCGACGCUACCUUUGGUUCAAGGCUCCCUACGCUCAACAGAGGCCCACCACCGACACUCGAUGAAGGUCCAUCGCGCGUGUUGCGUGGGUUCACGGACUGGGUGACGCUGGCGGCUGAGAUCGGCAACUCGCAAACGUGGAGUGGGCUCGAAGUCGCGGGCAACUGGUGGUCCCACAACGUCGGCGUCGAGUAUGUGCUUUCGACGCAACUCAAAAAGAACGCGAAGGAACUGAAGUACCGAUUGUACAAAAUCUCGCAGGUGGGCGACCUCCCGGCGCCGUCGCAGCAUGGGACGCUGGCGGUCGAGAACGACGCAGCUGCAUGUGCUUCAAAAAGCGCGUUGUGA
Saprolegnia parasitica CBS 223.65 is the source of this 489-nucleotide messenger RNA. RefSeq lists its product as hypothetical. NCBI's taxonomy places the organism in Eukaryota, Oomycota, Saprolegniomycetes, Saprolegniales, Saprolegniaceae. The transcript is spliced from 2 exons. The coding region runs from base 1 to 489 and encodes 162 amino acids. The record is from RefSeq and is a predicted model, not a curated record.